ACACAGGAAUAGCUUAGCUUGUUUUCAGCCCUAAGGCAACUGUUAAGGAAGGCCGCUCCACCUGAGGCUGACGUCACAACAUGUUGCCCUGGGCCGUGUCACACAUAAAAGUUAAAAACAAGGCUAGCUUAUAAAAAGCGCACGAAGUUGUGUUGAUUUUUAUUGCAAUCUCAGCUCUGCACUAGCUGUUCUAACCAGUUGGAAAAGCAGUUAUUUCAAAAUGCACGUCAUUCAAUUGUCACUUGUUCUUUUGUUUGCGGCCACUGUGUCGGGCAAUGCGUUUGGAUUGUCAGAAGUUUUAUCGUUUAUGAGAUUACGAGCAAAUGCUUGGCCAACACCUCAUUCACCACCAAACUCUAAUGGUACAAGAUUACAAGAUAACACCACUUACUCAUACACUGCAUGGAGCAAUUAUACCACAUGUGACAAAGUUUGUGGUGGUGGGCUUAAAACCAGAAGUAGGAGAUGUUUGGAUGACCAGGGUGUGUCGCAUCACACGACGAUGUGCUGGCAAAGGAGCGAGCCUUUGACCACACAACAAUUGCUUAGAAAUUACCUUCGUCAAACUGUAGAAUCACAAACACAACCAUGUAAUGUAAGAGACUGUGCUGUAUCUGAGUGGAGUGUAUGGGGUGAAUGCAGUCAAUACUGUGGUGGUGGAUGGCAGAAUAGCACAAGAACAUGUUUGGAGUCGGAUGAUCAAGAACAAUGUAAUUUCCAAGAAAUAAGAAGAAGAUCUUGCAAUAAUGGGCCGUGCUUUCAACUCACUCCAUGGGGAGCUUGGGGCAAUUGCACUCGUGUAUGUGGUGCGGGAUUUAAACACAGAUCUCGGCAGUGCGUACCAAAUCUUGCACCGAACUCACCCGGCUAUAACCAUGUUGAAUUUAUCAAGAACAAUUUGAAUUCGGUGCUUGACUCUGGUGUUGGAAACAUUGUCUCUCCAGUUGGCUCGGUUUUAAGCCCAAACGUGAUAUAUGCGUUACAUUAUCUUCAAAUAUGCACUCAACAAACUACUGAUACUGGGUUUUGUAACCAGGUCCCAUGCCCCAGUUGUCCAUUCAACCAGCAAUACUUCACUUGCAAACCAUGUAACCAGGAAUGUAGGAGACAGACAAGUGUUUCAAACACUUUAUCAAUUGACUUAAUGAGAUUUUUUGGUUCAUUAACUGGUUGUUCCAAUGGUUGUGAAGCAGGGUGUGGAUGUCCAGUCCUUACUCCUCAUCUUGGUCAAGAUGGUCGCUGUUAUACCUUUGAAAGCCAAUGUCCAAUCAAUCAAGGAAUUCGCAUCAUAACUAACGGUGCUCGUGGUCAACCCUUUCAAGUCACCAUACCUCCAAUACUCAACUCUCAUUCAACUGUAUUUCACUAUCCAACAAGAACAACAACAACAACAACACCCGCAACAACAACAACAACACCUGCAACAACAACAACAACAACAACUGCUCCAAGCAAACCAACUUGCACUCCUAAUGUUUUAAUAGCUACACGGCCAGGAUAUAUACCUUGUGAUUGUGAUGGGGACUUGGUUGUACAAGCAUGCCAUGCAUUACCAGACACAUCAUGUCCGGUUAUUUGCAGUGUACAGACACUGUCGUGUCCGGCUAUAUCAAAUGUGAGAAAAUCUGAAUGUCCAACUGCAAAUAACUGUGACCGUGACUCUAUGUGUGCCAUUGGAUAUUUAUGCUGUGCUACCUCAUGCGGUAGGCAAUGUGUCAGAGGUAAUGGUCAACUGGGAAAAUAGGCCACAUAGUUAGAACCGUUGGUGUCACUGCAAAGCUUCGUAGUUCUGUAGCUGAUUCAGCAUCGCCUAAUAAACCUGCAUCACGUACUAACAAUGUAUUUAUUUUGAAAUGUAUUACAGCGUUUAUAAAAUUAUAGUACACGCCUUUCAUUGUGCCGACUUAUUUGUUAUAUGUGAAGUAUUCAUGAACAAAUAAAAUUCAAGUA
Ciona intestinalis (vase tunicate) is the source of this 1950-nucleotide messenger RNA. NCBI's taxonomy places the organism in Eukaryota, Metazoa, Chordata, Ascidiacea, Phlebobranchia, Cionidae. The record is from RefSeq and is a predicted model, not a curated record.